Pimephales promelas (fathead minnow) is the source of this 5289-nucleotide messenger RNA. Lineage: Eukaryota; Metazoa; Chordata; Actinopteri; Cypriniformes; Leuciscidae. The record is from RefSeq and is a predicted model, not a curated record.
GAGCGGGCCCACGCAUGCGCACAGCCGGCAGGAUUCUGUCCCUCCAUGACAUCCAGCGGGACUGACUGCUGCUGUUGCGCACACGGAAAGAGGAGUGUUCGUCAAAUACAUGAUCCUCCUAAUCCCUCAACGUUCCUCAAGCUCCAGGACUGAUAGAUAAUAACGCGCUCGAGAGGAAUCCGCAGGCCUAAAGGACGCAGACACGGAUAUCACGGCGGUUCGGUGACUGCAAUUGAUUGGGAUUUUUCGAGGAUGAGGCUGAUCAAGAGCACACAUGCGGAUGGAGGACAGAAGCGCGAGCUGCCUCCUCCAUUCAGGAACCCGUUCGUGCAUGACUUGAGAUUCACGCCCGUCCAGAAGCUCCAGAUUGGUUUGAUGACAGUGACUGUGUUCCCCAUUCGGCUCUUCAUUGCGGCGUUCAUGAUGCUGUUGGCCUGGCCGUUUGCCUUCAUCGCGUCCGUGGGCCGCUCCGAGACAACGGUGGAGCCGCAGUGCUUAUGGAGAAAGGUGGUGGACGUGGUGCUGAAGACCAUCAUGCGGGUCAUGUGGUUCGCGGGCGGCUUCCACUGGAUCAGUGUUAAAGGCAGAAGGGCUCUGCCCACCGAAGCGCCCAUCCUCACCCUCGGCCCUCACUCGUCAUAUUUCGACGCUAUUCCCGUCACCAUGACCAUGGCGUCGAUUGUGAUGAAAGCAGAGAGCAAAGACAUUCCUGUGUGGGGAACUCUGAUCAAAUUCAUCCGGCCUGUGUUUGUGUCGCGAUCAGAUCAGGACUCCAGACGGAAGACGGUGGAAGAGAUCAAGAGAAGAGCUCAUUCGGGAGGAGAGUGGCCUCAGAUAAUGAUAUUUCCUGAGGGCACGUGCACCAAUAGAUCCUGUCUAAUCACCUUUAAACCAGGAGCGUUCAUUCCAGCAGUUCCUGUACAGCCUGUAGUGAUCCGCUACCCAAACAAGCUGGACACUAUUACCUGGACGUGGCAGGGGCCUGGAGCAUUUAAGAUCCUGUGGUUGACUCUGUGCCAGUUUCAUAAUGAGUUUCAGAUUGAGUAUCUGCCCAUAUACUCGCCCUCAGAGGAGGAGAAGAAUAAUCCAGCGCUCUUCGCUCACAAUGUGCGCAGCUUGAUGGCAAAGGCCCUGCAGGUCCCCGUGACAGACUACUCGUUUGAAGACUGUCAGCUAGCCAUGGCUGAGGGUCAGAUCAAGCUGCCCGUGGACACGUGUCUGCUGGAGUUUGCUAAACUGGUCCGGAGUCUGGGGUUGAAGCGUGAGAACUCGGAGAAGCUCUUGCAGGAUUAUGGGAACAGGGCUCAUAAACUCCAGGGCGAGAGACUGAGUCUUGAAGAUUUCGCCGAGUUCCUUGACCUGCCCGUGUCGGACGUACUCAGAGACAUGUUUGCUCUCUUUGACGAGCAUGAAGACAACUCGGUGGAUGUCCGAGAGUUUGUGAUCGCGUUCUCUGUGGUGUGUCGGCCUGCAAAAACACUUGACACCAUCAGGUUGGCCUUCAAGAUGUUCGAGGCAGAAGAGGACGGUGCGAUCACAGAGAACGAGCUGAUGUGUGUGUUGAGGACGGCGCUGGGCGUUGGAAAACUCAAAGUCAGCCGUCUGUUCAGAGCCAUCGAUGAAGAGGACACUGGCAAAAUCACUUUCGAGAGCUUUAGGGAGUUUGCAGAGGAGCAUCCCGAGUUCGCUGAGCAGUUCCUCUACUCGGAAAAUGCAGGAUUCGGCAGCAGCUCCCCUCCUCACGCCAACGGCUUCUGCGCUGAUUUCAGCCCGAGAGACCACCACGCUCCUCAGAAGAAACUCGACUGAGCCCAUCUUACACGUCUCUGAGAGGGCGAGGGCGGAGCAGCAUUGCAAAGUUUACCACCUGGUAUCCAUGACAUUUGAUUGGUUACUUCACGCUUGCCGGUUUUCUCUUCCCCCUCAGCAUCAUUUCUGUCGUUUUGAGAUCGGGAACUUUUCUUAUCAUGAUUAUUGUAAGAGCAAAUUGAAUGGAUUUUUUUUUUUUUUGUAAAACUACUACUUGAAAGCCAAGCACUUAUUUCAUUCUCAUUGGGUGAUCUAUUUGUGCGAGUGACACUUGACCGACUGUGCAUGUUUUUUUUUUGUUUUGUUUUUUUAAAUACGGUAGAAAAAAGGAAGUAAGCAAAUAAAUGACCCAGUCAGUAACGGAUCGAAACGGUUUCCUCGGUUGGCUUGCACUCUCUUUUUCAGUCCCUCAACCGUCCACAUCUUUUGUUUUCUGACUGUAGAUGCCUUUAUGAAUUCAUAAGUAUUUGCAUGGGCUUGAUGCUUGAUAGCAGUAUUACUCAGUGUUUGACUAAAAUGAUCGUUGAGCGCCAGUGACAGAUAUCUGAGCUCUGUCUCCUCCUGCUGGAUGUUUAUGAGGAUCAGAUUUGAGGUGCAAAAUGCGAUCGAUUAAGUGCUGGUCUGAAUCAAAAUGAGUCAGUUUUUAUUCCUUAAUAUUUCGUCCCUUAGCUCAGGGGUGCGGGAAUGUGGCUAUCUGUUUGUUUUGUUUUUUUUUUGGUGUGUGUGGGUGUGUUCUUUUCAUUCCUCUUUUUGUACAGUAAGUUGCACUGUACUUUUGUAAAUUCUGGACAUCCAAUUACCAAUUUAAUCCAUGAGCAAGUCUCAGUCAGCUGUUUCAGCUUGGGUUUUUGGGGGUCAUUUUUACGUUUUAUUUUGAUUUACUUCAGGUAUUGAAAUAAACAUAACAUUUUACAUUUAUAUGGACCAAAUACAGAAUAAUAACUGUGGUGUAGUUAGAGAAUCAGGAUUCUGAAAAAUGCUAUUCAUAAGAUAUAGUAUAUAUAUAUAUAUAUAUAUAUAUAUGAUGGAGUGUUUACCUUUUUGAUAGACAACAUAUUCCUGUAUUUUUCUAUUUUUCACUGAGAGGCAAGUGAAAAAUUGACAUCAUGUCCAACAAUCCGACCAAGAAAAGCGUCUCUUUCUAAUGUUUUUUGAGUAGAGUUUCUCUCUUAAUGUUUAUCUGCAUCUUGCGUCAAGUAAAGUCUUCCUUCAUUUCUUUACACAAACAAUCGGAGUCCAACUAUUGAAUCCCUAAUGAAUGAUAUUUUGUGGUUAAUGGACAGGUUGUUCACAAAAAUGGUGCCUGUGAUUUUUUUUUUUUUUUUUGAAAACAUCGACCUAAUUGAAUUUUUCUUUUUUUUUCUUUUUGUGAAAGUGAAAUGCAGUCAUUUUCUUAAAUUUCAGUCUUGAAAUUGAAUCUACCACAAAGAUUUCAAAAGUUUAUUUUGCUAAAAGAUACUGUUAUUAUUCAUAACUUUUUAUAAGAUUUUUUUUUUAAUGAUUGAUUAGCUAAUGUGAAGGAUACAGAUUUGACUUCUUGAUGAGUAUCAGUUCAGUGUUUAGUCGCGGUCCACAGCGUUUUGUGAGCAUGUACGGUUAGACAUCUGCAUUUAUUACAAGAUCCUGAUCCUGGAUCUGUUUGAUUCACACUUUAGUUUUCUAGUGAAAUCUUCACUGUUAAUUCUCAACUGAACUUAACACCACGGCAAAGCAAUAUUUUAUUGAUGUCAUCACCUUUUUUUAACAAAAACAAAACAAAAGAAAAAACACACUUCUGAUAUGUAUUUUGAAUAUUCCGAGUGCGGGGCAUUUUGUGAAUUUUGCUAUACAUAAAAGAAUUUCUUCUCACUGCCAUGAAAGAUCUGUGAUCUAAAGUGUUAUUUUCAGAUUGACCUGGUUUAACUAGAUUAGCUCCUUUGUACAUACAUUUGUGACGUUUUCCUUGGUGAUGGCUUUAUGUAUGUUAAUUAUUGCUGUUUCAGAUUCUUUUUGUCUUAUACACAUUUCAUAUUAUCGUUGGCCUUGAACUUCAAUGUAGUUUUAAAGAGGAAAGGAGAAUGUAUCGACAAUCCAUCACAAUCAACAGUCAAAAGCGCAUCAAACUUCAGUAUUGGCGAGCGAAGGAUCUCGACCCUGAUGUACAGUCUCUCGUGCACAUGAUGGUUCGAUUAUCCGGCUCAGUCCAGUACUCAUGGAUUUCCCCCCCAUGUUUUCCAAAUUUUGGUGUACAUUUAUUUGUGCUGGCACUUUAGAUUUUUAAGCCUUCUUUUCAUGAGUUCUCUGACAAAUGUGAUGGUAUGCUGGUGUGCAUGUUCAGGUGAUUGGUUAUAAUGUUACAGUGGCUUUGUAUCAAUAUGUACCCGUACAGACCACUGAUGAAACUGGAUUGAGUAGAAAGGGAUUGUGGGUUCUCUCUGGAUCUGAUGGGAAUCGUUGUUUUGCUGUGUGUAUAGAGGUGAAUCUCAUGAAUGUUUAUCUUCACCCCUAAAAACCGUCAGUGGACAAUUAAGGACAAUUAAGUGUUUGUUUUUUGCAUUGUGACAUUUUAAUGACUAUUAAACGUAUUACUCAUGAUAAUCCAGCUAAAUUACCACAAUUUAAAUAAAUAAUAUAUCAUGGUUACUGCCUUUGAUUUAUGCUGAUUUAAUUGUAUUAUCUUAAAACUAAUGAGAAUAACAAAGCAAAAUAGUCAAACAGCUGGAGGGGGAAUGUGAAGCAUAUUUUUAUAGGUUGUUUUGCAGUCUGACAUUUUCAUGACUAUUAAACACAUUUAAAUCGUUACUAAUGAGAAUAACAAAGCAAAACAGUUAAAUAGCUGGAGGGGGAAUGUGCUUUAAUUGUCAUGAAAAUCUCACAAUUUAAAAGUAUCUUAAUAGUUUCUUUAAUAUCACGUUUUCUCUUGAGAUUCAACCGUAGGCAUUGCAAUCUUAUUUGAUUAUUUGCUGAAAUGGCCAAAUCAUUAAAUCAUAUGUAACAAUCAGAAAUGUGUGUUGGUUUCAGACCAGAGCAGAUCCCAGUCUCCUUUCUCACCAUUGCAGAAGCAGUAAAUUAAGAUGGAUUUUCUUUUUUCAUUUUUUUUUUCAUCAGUUUUCUAUAUGAAAUGAGGAUCCAGCAUCUCUCUGGAGUGUAACUUUAUUUUUAAGCGUAUGAUUUAUUUUAAAUACCUCACAGGAAGAUCUGCUCUUCUCUGUGUUUGUAAAGGGUUCUGUAUUUAUGUCUCUUCUGCCUGUAACGGCAUGUCCUUCACUGAGCUGAAGAAGAAAGACUGAACUCAUUCAGGUCAUGUGUCUUUCUGAUGGCUCUUCGGACACCCGUCCGGCUGACGUAGAUGUUUUAGGUCUGUUUUCUAUUUUGCUCUGACUUUUAUUUUGUAAUGUAUCAAAAGAGUCAUUUUUACAAGAUACCUGGGCUUGUCCGUUUUGACUGCAAUGAAAUGACUUGUCAUUCUGACUCUUUAAUAAAAAGGGACACUUGACUACA